GCCGGACUUAUCAUAAGCUAUCGUGCUACUGCUGCUAUAUCAGUAUCCAGUGUAGCGAUUGCUCGCGUGAGAUCGUCACUUUUACCUCCGAUAUCCGUUCUUCAAAUCCGGCAUCCAUUCGCCAGCAGGGCCACCAUCACAGUCAACAUGGCAGGCGAUUUCAGAUUAUCGGCCGCCUUGCAAGGGCACGAGGAAGAUGUUCGAGCAGUCGUUUGGCCCAGUCGCAACACCCUCUUCUCCGCCUCACGCGAUAACACAGUCCGACAAUGGCAAUUGACCGCACCAAAGCCUCCAACAUAUGACGACUGCAUCGUGCUCCAGGGAUCACAUUGGUACAACGGCAUUGCAUUCGCGCCACCAUCAAAACAGUAUCCAAACGGUGCCAUCGCGGCAGGAGGCAAAGAAACGUUUGUGUUCGUCAAGCAUGUUGGACAAUCACUGGAGGAGGACCCCCACCGGUUGCUAAUCGGACAUGCCGGCAACAUUACUUGCGUGGCAUUCAGCGAGGAUGGGAGCAAAGUGAUCAGCGGAGGCUGGGACAGCCAGGCGUUCGUCUGGGAUGUAGAAGCUGGGAAUGUGACCGCUGAGCUCGAAGGACAUGGAGGGCCAGUCUGGGGUAUUUUGGUAUAUGAUGCCAGAUUCAUCCUCACGGCAUGCGCAGACAAGGUCAUCCGACUGUUUGACAUCAACGGCAAAUCGCUCCAGGCAUUUCAAGGCCACACGGAUGUCGUACGAUGCUUCGUCAAACUCCCCGAUGGACAUGCAUCAGGCGCUGCUAUUGCUUCGGCUGGUAAUGACGAAGUCAUACGGUUGUGGACUCUCGACGGAAAACAGGCAGCGGUGUUGGAAGGUCACAAUGCGUACAUCUAUAGUCUGGCGAUCCUGCCCAACGGCGACAUUGUGAGCUCAUCGGAAGACCGCACUGUGAAGAUAUGGCGAAAUGCGCAAUGCAUCCAGACGAUAUCACACCCGGCGAUUAGCAUCUGGACCGUUGCAGCAUGCCCAGAGACCGGCGAUAUCGUCAGCGGCGCAAGCGACAAUGUCGUUCGAUUGUUCUCGCGCGACCCUGAACGACAAGCCGAUCCCCAGGUGCUCAAGGAAUUUGAUGAGAGAAAUAGAAUGUACGCGAUUCCAGCAGAGACAGCGACGCAGGGUCAACCUUUUGAAAAAGAGACUCUACCUGGUCCUGAGGAACUGCAGAGCAAGGUUGGGGAUCGAGACGGCCAACAAUUGUUUAUUCGCGAGAACGACGGCAGCGUCACUGCACAUCUUUGGUCGGCCUCCACUAGCCAGUGGAAUCUGAUCGGUACAGUGGUGUCCGGCGAAGGCUCUGGUUCAUCGAAGAAAGUCUACGAAGGCAAAGAGUAUGAUUACGUCUUUGACAUCGACAUUGAGGAUGGCAAGCCUCCACUCAAAUUACCAUACAAUUUGACAGAAAACGCAUGGGAUGCGGCCAGGAAGUUCCUUGAGAGGAACGAGCUGCCUCUGUCAUAUUACGAACAGGUUGCCAAUUGGCUUACAGAGAACACCAGAGGCGCAAAGUUCGGCAGGGACACAGCACCUUCACAGCAAGCCCCCUCUCAAGGCCACGAUGCAUGGGGUACCGAGAAAAGAUACCGUCCUGGCGACGCAGGUCCAACAUCAUCUGGCUCUUUGCCGCAGCGGAAAUAUCUUGAUAUCAUAGAAGGCAACCCCCUCAACGCAAUCAAUUUGAUCUGCAAAAAGACCGACGAACUCAAAAGCAGUGGUGACAUCACAGCCGAGCAAUCUCUGCAGUCAGACGACGUACAGGCGCUGCAGGCUCUGUCCACUCAGCUUCAAAAUAAGACGGACCCGAAACCGACUGCAGCGCAAACAUCACCACUUUUCAAAGUCGCAACGCAGUGGCCGACCAAGAGCCGAGUGCCCGCUGUCGGUGUUCUCGCCUUGUGUGCUGUGUCACCUGAUUUCGUCAAUACAGCAAGCAAUGGCACAGUCAUAGAAACGCUCUCCUCUGCAAACCUAUUCGCACCUCGACAAGAAACUGCAAAUAAUGUCGUCCAUGCAAUUCGUCUUCUGGUGAACCUCUUUAAGAGCGACCCCGGCCGUCACGUAAUAGCGGAAUCCUUCGACAACAUCCUCUCUCUCAUCCGACCUUACGCCACUGAACCCGAGUCUCCUGCACAAGCGAAAGCUCUCGCAACGCUGUACGUCAAUCUGGCGGUCUUGUUAAUCUCCGACUCCAAGCCAUCGAAUGCGACGAUCAAGGCGAAGGCACUCCUGACCGACAUCGCGGUCUUGCUUGAGUGUGAGAACCCUCAUGCGGCAGCAGACGCCGAGAUCCUCAGCCGUGCACUCAUUGCGCUAGGAACAUUAUUGUUCUUGAGCGAUCAAUUCCGGAGAGAGCUCAAACCUGGUGUGGCGGGCAGUUUGCACUUCGUGGCCACCAAACCGCUAGCGAAAAGUUCCGAGAUGGUGCAGAGGGUGUUGCAGGAGCUGAGAGACUUGCUACGGUGAUUUUGUUUCCCGCGACACUGAAUCGUCUCGAAUAAUCAAGCUCUAGGCUCAGAAAAGUUGUAUCACAAGCAUUACACGAGACAUGAAUUCUCGCGGUAGGGCUGGUCGUUCCUCGUAUGCCAUACAUGUUUCACGACGUGGGUCUUAAACUGUCCUCACAAGUGACUUUGCCUGGAUCGCAUCGUACUAUAAAUAUGCUAUUGUCU
Molecule: messenger RNA, 2702 nt
Organism: Dissoconium aciculare CBS 342.82
Lineage: Eukaryota; Fungi; Ascomycota; Dothideomycetes; Mycosphaerellales; Dissoconiaceae
Product: PFU-domain-containing protein
Exons: 4
Coding region: 148-2496 (782 amino acids)
Biological process (GO): proteasome-mediated ubiquitin-dependent protein catabolic process; ubiquitin recycling
Cellular component (GO): nucleus; cytoplasm
Molecular function (GO): ubiquitin binding
Source: RefSeq, a predicted model, not a curated record